AUGGCCAUACUAUCGCAAGCGACGUUCCUUGACCUUGUCAAUGAUGGGAGCGACUUUGUAACUGCCUCGGAUGUCUUGGUGGCGGGAGCUGCGGUCGGGCUGCGUUUUCCGGACGGGUUCCAGUUCGGCGUGGCCACCGCGGCCUACCAGGUCGAGGGGGCGUGGAACGUGAGCGCUACGGUCGGGCUGCGUUUUCCGGACGGGUUCCAGUUCGGCGUGGCCACCGCGGCCUACCAGGUCGAGGGGGCGUGGAACGUGAGCGACAAGACCCCCAGCAUGUGGGACGACUGGACGCAGCAGAACCCCCACAAGAUACCAGACGGCAGCACGGGGGACGUGGCCUGCAACUCAUACAACAAAUGGCCGGAGGACAUCCGAAUGUUGAAGGAUCUGGGGGUGGAUUACUACAGGUUCUCAAUAUCGUGGCCGCGGCUGCUGCCCACCGGGCUGCCGAACAAGAUCAGCCAAGAUGGUGCCCGCUACUACAACCAGCUCAUCGACGCGCUGCUCCGGAACCGGAUACAACCCUACGUCACCAUCUAUCACUGGGACAUGCCCCGGAGGAUAUAUAACAUGGGUGGCUGGCAAAACCCGCUGAUGAUAACCUGGUUCGGCGACUUCGCCCGCGUGGUGUUCAGCCUGUUCGGCGACCGCGUCAAGACCUGGCUGACGAUCAACGAGCCCGUCCUCGUCUGCGACGUCUCCAGCCAGGGCUGGGGUCCGGGGAAGGAGGACCCUGAGAUAGGCAUUCAUCUGUGCGCCAGACACGUCCUAUUGGCCCACGCCAGGGCUUAUGAAAUAUAUGGCGAGUUCAGAGAGAGCCAGAAAGGGCGGCUGUCCAUCGCCAACCAAUACAUGUGGCACGAGCCCGAGGACCCGGGAGACGAGCACAUCGCAGAACUCGUUCGACAGUACAUGAUCGGGCGCUACACGCACCCCAUCUUCUCCGCGGAGGGCGGCUGGCCCCCGGCCGUGGAGCGGCACCUGGCGAAGAACAGCAGAGACGAAGGACACGCGAUCUCCAGGCUUCCCCCCUUCAGUAAACAAGAGGUCGAGCGGAUCAGGGGCUCGUUCGAUUUCCUGGCGUUCAACCACUACACGUCGCAGGCGGUGCGCGCGGCGCGGGGGGGCGAGGCGCCGGGCGCGCGGGGGCCCAUGUUCGACGUGCGGGAGCUGGGCGCCCGGACCCGCGGCCGAGCGGAGUGGAGGGCGGCGGGGAACGGCUGGCUAUAUGUGUACCCGGAAGGCCUGCGCAAGCUGCUGGGCUGGCUGAAGCAGAACUACGGCGACGUGGAGAUCAUCAUCACGGAGAACGGGUACUCCACGGCCGCGAGGAGCCUGCAGGACGACGAUCGGCUGCAGUACUACAGGGACUAUCUGAAGCAGCUGCUGCUGGCCAUCAAGGAGGACGGCGCGAACGUGACCGCGUACACCGCCUGGUCGCUCAUGGACAACUUCGAGUGGGUCGACGGAUACACGUCCAAAUUCGGUAUAUACGACGUGGACUUCUCAGACCCCGAGCGAAAGAGAAGACCGAGGAAGUCUGCACUGUUCUACCGCGACGUGAUACGGACCAGGUCCCUGGAUGUGCCGGACCCACAUGUCAAGGAUGAGCUCUGAAUAUCGCUUCGUAAAGUAAUGCAUUUGUAAGGCCGCGGACUGGACGCAAGCGGCAUAUCACCUAAUGAUUCUCCGAGAAACUUUUAGCAGAUUAUCGAUUCGCCGAACAUCGUUCGCAGAGUCAUUUAUUUGUCAAUGUAACUUUUGGUCGACUAACGUUACGUAGACUCUUGGUUCACAUACCGUUAGUUCGCUUCUGUGUAAAUUAGCAGAACUAUUAUUGGACGGUUUCCAUUUGGCAGAGUAAUCGUU
Molecule: messenger RNA, 1872 nt
Organism: Cydia fagiglandana
Lineage: Eukaryota; Metazoa; Arthropoda; Insecta; Lepidoptera; Tortricidae
Product: myrosinase 1-like
Exons: 14
Coding region: 1-1620 (539 amino acids)
Biological process (GO): carbohydrate metabolic process
Molecular function (GO): beta-glucosidase activity
Source: RefSeq, a predicted model, not a curated record